Molecule: messenger RNA, 666 nt
Organism: Aspergillus ruber CBS 135680
Lineage: Eukaryota; Fungi; Ascomycota; Eurotiomycetes; Eurotiales; Aspergillaceae
Product: GFA family protein
Exons: 4
Coding region: 81-644 (187 amino acids)
Molecular function (GO): carbon-sulfur lyase activity
Source: RefSeq, a predicted model, not a curated record
UUGAGGUGCUAUACCGCUUUUCCCCUGGUAUCACUAGAAAGAAACACUACUAUAAUAGGGGAAGAGGAACAAAGUUCAUCAUGGUCACAUCAUGGUCGUAUUCUGGAGUGUUGGGUAAGAUAAAAACACCAUGGCUACAUGACGUCAGCACCAUUAUAUAUAUUCAUGCAUUCGCCCUAGUACUAAUUGCACCCACAUACAAAAACACAAGGACUUCAAGUAUGCCUCGAUAUACAGGAUCUUGCUUUUGUUGCAAAAUCAAAUAUAAUCUGGAUCUCUCCUCUCCAGACGAUGCUAGAACGUCUCUUUGCCAUUGCCGUAAUUGCAAGAAAGCAUUCGGAACAAACUACGGUUUGACUUCCAAGAUCCCCAAAGAUGCUAUUACUGUCACAGAUGGCCGACCCAAAGAGCAUGCUGCUGAUAAUGGCUCGGGCAUGGUGAUCCAUCGGGAGUUCUGUGAUAACUGUGGGAGUUUUAUUCUGGAGUAUGGGGAUGCUGUUAAAGAACAAUUCCGGUAUAUCUGUGUAGGAUCUCUCGAUGAUCCCGAAGUAUUGCCGCCCAAGGGAGAAUUCUUUUGCUCGUCGAGGGCCAGCUGGAUGCCAGAGGUUCCAGAUGUAUUUCACAAACAGCAGAUCAAGGAGUAAUUACUUCUCGCCUAUGAUGUAC